This is a messenger RNA of Tarenaya hassleriana, 3645 nucleotides long. RefSeq lists its product as uncharacterized. NCBI's taxonomy places the organism in Eukaryota, Viridiplantae, Streptophyta, Magnoliopsida, Brassicales, Cleomaceae. The transcript has 7 exons. The record is from RefSeq and is a predicted model, not a curated record. The coding region runs from base 1 to 3645 and encodes 1214 amino acids.
AUGGUUCUCAUAUCGUAUGAUCAUCCCAGAGCAUCAUGUCCAUCAGCCUCUUCAUUGGAUAACCCUUCGGUUGUCCCUCCCCCUCCUGUCGAGGCGGUUAUUCCUCCAGUUCAGCCGGUCGAGGCCAGCCCGUCUGGUUCUCCUCCUCCUAGGAAUUGGAGCUCUCGGCUCCUGUCAUCUCUGAGAACCCUUAAAAGAAUAGGGUCUCCUGCUGUGCACUCCUCAGGCAAUCCGCUCAUUGAAAUCCCGAUUGAAUCGAUCAUGGAGUCGGCGGCGGAAUGGUCGGAAUUCCUUAUGGAUCAGUUCUAUGGGCUCCCCCCGUCAAUGGGUCGCAUCAUUGGUGUGGUAAAUACCAUAUGGGGCAAGAAAGGCCAGCGUAUUAAGGUCCAUGAUGUUGGUAAUGGCACGUUCCUCUUUAAGAUGCCUUCCUCUGAGUAUUGGGAACCCCUGUAUCUUGACCGCGCCACGGGUGCUAAAGAAAACCUGAAAGUUGCUAGAGUAUACGUGGAUGUAAAUCUGCUCGCUCCGCUGCCCUCUCAUCUGGUAGCCACUCUCCCGUCAGGGGAAGAAUGCUUCAUCACAGUUGCUUAUGAUUGGAUCCCGCCGCUCUGUUCGGCCUGUGCAGAAAGGGGUCAUAACUCCCAGCAUUGCCCGAAACACCCUCCAACUGCACGGGAUAAGAGGACCAGCGUCCAUCUUAUUCCGCAGCCAGAGCAGUGCCGAGACCAACCAGGUAGCCACCCCCCCCCACCCCCACCACCACCCCCGCCACCCCCAUCCUCCGCCCUCUCCUCAAAUUCGGGCUCACCCGUCUCUCGGGGUCAUAACUCCCAGCACUACCCGAAACACCCUCCAACUGCACGGGAUAAGAGGACCAGCGUUUUAGUUCACAUCUACCAGUCCUCAGCCCAAGCCGUUACUUGUGGAAUCUUCAUCCCCGAGUCGAAAGCGUCAUUCACUGCUACUUUCAUCUAUGCAAGGAAUACCCCAUCAGAGCGAAAGGAUCUUUGGAAUGAGUUAGUACAUCUGUCUAUGUACCAACCGAUAGUUGCAUCCCCUUGGACAAUAUUGGGUGAUUUCAAUCAGAUAUUGAUGUGCAAUGAGCGCUCUGACUAUCCAAAUUCCCCUCAUCCAUCCCAAGGCCUAACUGACCUUGAGGAGUGUGUAGCUAUUGCUGAGAUCCAUGAUAUCCCGAGUCGAGGAUUGCACUUUACCUGGUGUAACAACCAAAGUCUAGCUCCCCUAUCAGUUAAACUUGACCGUAUGAUGUGCAACCUAAAGUGGCAUGACAUGUUUCAUGAGGCUAUGCAGAUUAUGUUGCCCCGGGUUAUUCACGACACCUGGAACGAGUUACCGUCAGUUGGUACUUACGAAUAUCAACUCUGCAAGCGCCUAAAAAGCCUUAAACACCCGUUGCGGAAGUUAAAUCGAGAGGUUUUCAGCAACCUCUCAAGGCGAGUUCUUAAUGCCCGCGACCAGCUUAAAGAUGUACAUGCUCAUUUGCUGUCAAAUCCAUCAUCCAGCCUUGUCGAGGAAGGGAAAAUCCUGCAUAAGAAGUGGCUACUUCUAUCUGAUGCAGAGGAGCGCCUUUACUGUCAGAAAUCGCGCAUUCAAUGGCUCAAGUUGGGUGACCGUAAUACAAGUUUUUUCCACAAGUCAGCCUCCUCUCGUGUAGGCCGCAAUAGGAUCCAUUAUCUGAUUGAUCAACACGAUCUUGAUAUUUCGAGGAUUCCGACAGCAGGUGAGAUUAAGGUUGUUAUCAUGUCUCUGCCAUCGAAGAAAGCACAUGGGCCGGAUGGUUUCCCAAAGGAGUUCUUCACCUCCUCUUGGGAUAUUGUCGGUAAUGAUAUAAUCAAGGCUGUGGAGGAAUUCUUCAUCAGUGGAAGGCUACUUGGGCAGAUGAAUGCUACUGCGAUUGUACUCGUUCCCAAGAGGCCAGCGGCUGUGUCUCUAACCGAGUUUCGGCCCAUUAGCUGCUGCAAUUUCUCGUACAAGGUGAUAUCGACCAUUCUAGCUCGUAGACUCAAACCCUUGCUUGCGAAGAUUAUUUCCCCGAACCAAACUGCCUUUCAGAAGGGUAGAUUGAUGGUGGAAAACAUACUAAUGGCUGCAGAGCUAGUCAAGGAUUAUAGAUGUAAGAGCUCUCCCCGAAGUGCUAUGCUAAAAUUGGAUAUUCGUAAGGCUUUUGAUACUAUGAAUUGGGAUUUCCUCAUUGGCAUUCUCAGAGCCUUAAAGCUCCCGGACAGAUUUGUGGAUUGGAUUCAGCAGUGUAUCACUACUACUAAGUUUUCUAUUGCUAUUAAUGGAGAGUUGCAUGGCUAUUUCCCUGGAACUCGCGGUCUCCGGCAAGGUGACCCGCUAUCGCCCUACUUAUUCAUUCUUGUGAUGGAAAUAUUUUCGAGGAUGAUUGAUAAGGCAUCUAUGGAGGGGAAAUUUUGGUUGCAUAACAAAUGCCGAAAUCCGCUUAUCACCUAUCUUGCAUUCGAUGAUGAUGUAAUGCUUUUCUCUGAAGGUUCCCCUGAAUCCUUGUCCACCAUUAAAACUCUCAUUGACGAGUUCGGAAACUACUCGGGGUUGCGUAUGAAUACUGAAAAAUCAGAACUCUUCACGGGAGGUAUGCCAGAUAUGGAUGCUCAGGUUCUUUGUUCGAGUCUGUCGAUGCGGGCAUGGACUUUUCCCGUCAGAUACCUUGGGAUCCCGCUCCACACAUCGAAGCUCCUCAUCUCUGACUAUCAGCCCCUUAUUGACAGAAUCAAGUUUAAACUUGCUGGGUGGACAGUGAAGUUUCUUUCCUAUGCGGGUAAAAUCCAACUAGUCUCGUCCGUUAUUUACGGCCUAGUUAACUCGUGGUGUCAGACCUUUCUGCUACCCAAAAAGGUUAUGAAGACUAUCGACAGUCUCUGUGCGGCUUUCAUAUGGAAGUCUUCAACCCAAAGCUCGGCGUCUCAUCGGGUCUCUUGGGCUACUAUAUGUACCCCUAGAAUUGAAGGUGGACUCGGGCUUCGGAAGCUAGAUGAGGUUAACACAGUAUUCAGAUUCAAGCUCAUCUGGAUCAUGUUCAAGUGUUCGGGGUCUCUAUGGGUAGCUUGGCUUCGACUCAAUGCUUUCAAGCACCGAGCUUACAUGGGCUCUCCUCCCUCCAACCGGCUGUCUUGGAACCUUCGUAAGUUAAUCUCGAUGAAAUCUCUUUCACGCAAGUUUAUUCGGCUCCAAAUUAGAAAUGGUAAAGCUGCUUUGUUCUGGUUGGAUGAUUGGACUAGUCUUGGGCCACUCAUUGACUAUGUCGGUGAGCUCGGUCCUCGACUAAUGAGGCUCCCGAAGUUCAGUCGGGUAUGUGAUGCAGCAAGUGACGGCAACUGGAUUCUCCCCGGGGCUAGAUCAGAAAGAAUCCAGCAAAUGUUGACUGCCAUCUCAGCUAUUCAACCUCCUUCUGAAUUGCUGGGAAAUGAUGUGCCCCUCUGGAUUCAUUCUGAAGGAAAGAUUCUGCUUUGUUCAGUGGCAGGCGUUACUCACGCGACUCCCAACAAGGGAUCGGCUCCUCCGGUGGGGAAUCAUAUCCCACUCUUCCUGUGUCCUCUGCAGUUUAUGCAUCUGGCUCUCCUUCGCCGGCAGGUGCUGGCCAUCUCCCCCUCACUCGCUAUCUGA